AUGAGGCCUAAAAGCCAACAAAUCACCAACCUUAAGCUGCUCCUCUUCGUUGUCUUCCUUGCUUUCUUCCUGCUUUUUGUGUUACGAUCAAGCAUGUCAUCUUCCCAGGAAAGUAUACCCCCCACCUCUCAACCGAGAACUUCGAACCCCACGAAAGAAGUUACAGCAACAAAUUGCUCACAAGCAUGCACUAAGAUCCCUCGCUCCCUAACCCAAGCCCUUAUCCACUACACAACCUCAACCAUCACCCCACAGCAAACACACAAAGAAAUAUCAGUGAGUGCCAAAAUUUUAGAAGAGAAAUCCCCAUGUAACUUCUUGGUUUUCGGCCUUGGUCAUGACAGCCUUAUGUGGAGUUCACUCAACUAUGGUGGACGGACGGUUUUCCUUGAAGAAGAUGAAGCUUGGAUCGCGCAAAUUAAACGCCGGUUUCCCAUGUUAGAGUCCUAUCAUGUCACAUAUGACAGCAAGGUGAAUGAGGCUGCCAAUCUCAUGGACGUAGGAAAGGGGCCUGAGUGCACAGCAGUUAGCGAUCCCAAGUUCUCUAUGUGCCAACUUGCGUUGAAAGGUUUGCCUAGUGAAGUUUAUGAGAUAGAAUGGGACUUGAUCAUGGUUGAUGCACCAACAGGCUACUAUGAAGAGGCACCGGGGAGAAUGACCGCCAUAUAUACGGCCGGAAUGAUGGCACGAAACAGAAAAGAGGGAGAGACUGAGGUUUUUGUGCAUGAUGUGAACAGAGAGGUCGAAAAUAAGUUCUCCAAGUCAUUUCUUUGUGAAGGAUAUAUGAAGAAACAAGAAGGGAGGUUAAGGCACUUUACCAUUCCUAGCCACAGGGAUGACUUGGACAGACCUUUUUGCCCAGAGUAG
Molecule: messenger RNA, 867 nt
Organism: Dovyalis caffra
Lineage: Eukaryota; Viridiplantae; Streptophyta; Magnoliopsida; Malpighiales; Salicaceae
Source: the annotation of a GenBank genome assembly